GGCGGCUUUAAGGUCAAUCAUCUUUGCUGGUUCUAAAGAGGAUAAAUUAAAAAACAACAUUAAAUAAAUAUUUUAUAUUUCGCAGAUGCAAUAUUUUUCUAACCUUAAAAAGUAAAUAAAAAGCAAUAAAAAUCGUGUAGUUGGUACAGUACUUGUUAUUAUUUAUAAUAAGUAAUAAUGGAUGUUGUUAAAGUAGUUGGUAAAUAUCUUAAUACACCUGUUGGUACAGUAUGCUAUAACACCGACAAAGUUUUAACAACAGUAUUAGAUAAAGAAAAUGUUGAAGGUUUUGCCUCCAUCAUAUUGCGACUAGCGACAAAGAGUGGUAUUUCCAUGAGUCAAGUACAAACAUUGCUGAGUUAUCAGUGGUUGGAACAUUUGUCAAUGUAUGCAAACCAGGCGCAUGCUAAUACUAAUUUCGCUUUAAUAUUUCUCCAGGGAUUAAACAAGGGUUUACAGAAAAAUACAUUUUUGACAGGAAAUCAUUUGACGAUAGCUGAUGUUGCAGCAUAUCAUUCAAUUUAUCCUAUGAUGGAACGCCUUUCGAUUUUGGAGCAGGAAUCUCUCGUACAUGUGUGCAGAUGGAUAAAACACUUACAAUCUAAGCCUAAAGUAUGUGUAAACAAGCCUCCAUUAACAUUAAAUACAUUAAACUUAUCAAUUUUAGCUCCAGCGGUGCAUUAAGCAUCUAAAAUUAAGAACCAUGCUUUAUUGCCCAUUCCUGGGCCAAUAAAUUUACUUGCUUUAUUACUGUGUGUGUGAAAUUGAAAACAAUAAACUUUUUUAUUUAUUUA
Molecule: messenger RNA, 794 nt
Organism: Pararge aegeria (speckled wood butterfly)
Lineage: Eukaryota; Metazoa; Arthropoda; Insecta; Lepidoptera; Nymphalidae
Gene: AIMP3
Exons: 4
Coding region: 178-684 (168 amino acids)
Biological process (GO): positive regulation of DNA damage response, signal transduction by p53 class mediator
Cellular component (GO): aminoacyl-tRNA synthetase multienzyme complex; nucleus; cytoplasm
Source: RefSeq, a predicted model, not a curated record